Molecule: messenger RNA, 2462 nt
Organism: Oncorhynchus masou masou (cherry salmon)
Lineage: Eukaryota; Metazoa; Chordata; Actinopteri; Salmoniformes; Salmonidae
Product: alpha-1B adrenergic receptor-like
Exons: 4
Coding region: 299-1897 (532 amino acids)
Biological process (GO): phospholipase C-activating G protein-coupled receptor signaling pathway; positive regulation of MAPK cascade; positive regulation of cytosolic calcium ion concentration
Cellular component (GO): plasma membrane
Molecular function (GO): alpha1-adrenergic receptor activity
Source: RefSeq, a predicted model, not a curated record
ACUUUUCAAGCAGACAGUUAAGGGGAAAAACAGAGAAACAAAGAGAAAGCGAGACUGUACUGCAAGUGGACGGAUGUGACAAAACCAUUAUCAUACAAUUUCAUCCAAUUGGUUUCAUAAUUGAAAACGCACCGGUUUGCAAAUGGAAUUUUAAUCCUUGAUAACUUCUCCACUAAUCAUGUAGCCUAACAACACUUGGCCGAAUUUAGUAAAUGUAUUUUGGCAUGGUGUUGCUCGUUUUCGUGUGCUACAGCUCCAUGUGAUUAGAAACCUGCUAUGGAGGACCUCUUUAGUCAAAAUGAAUCUGACCACUGACGAUGCGACUCAUUUAUGGGGAAAUUAUUCCUUAUUGGAACAAUACGACGCGACAGUGGGGACACCGUGGUUGUCAGAGUCGCCUGGUGAGGUGGACCUUACCCGUGCCAUCCCGCUCGGCUUCGUCCUGGGGGCUUUCAUUGUGUUCGCCAUUGUGGGCAACAUCCUCGUCAUUCUGGCGGUGAUGACCAAUAGGCACCUGCGGACCCCGACCAACUACUUCAUUAUAAACCUGGCCAUCGCUGACCUGCUGCUGGGCACCACAGUGCUGCCGGUGUCUGCCACCCUGGAGAUUCUUAACUACUGGGUGUUCGGCCGGAUCUUCUGUGACAUCUGGGCGGCAGUGGAUGUUUUGUGCUGCACGGCGUCCAUCAUGAGCCUGUGCGUAAUUUCUAUCGACCGUUACAUCGGGGUGAGCCAUCCGCUGCAGUACCCGAGCAUAGUGACCGAGAAGCGGGCACUGCUGGCCAUGCUUGGGGUGUGGGUGCUCUCGGUGGUCAUCUCCAUUGGACCCCUCCUCGGGUGGAAGCAGCCGCCGUCACCGGACAACACUGUGUGCCUCAUCACCGAGGAACCGUUUUACGCACUAUUUUCCUCCCUCGGUUCCUUCUAUAUACCACUGGUGGUUAUCUUGUCCAUGUAUUUUAGGGUGUAUGUAGUCGCCAAACGGACCACCAAGAACUUGGAGGCCGGGGUGAUGAGGGAGAGGAUGAACACGAGUGAGCUAACGCUCAGGAUCCACAAGGGAUCUCAGGUGCAGGAUGACAGCAGCAGCACUGGGAAGGGUCGUGCAAAUCAGGCCAGGAGCUCCCUGACGGUGAAACUUCUGAAAUUCUCCCGGGAGAAGAAAGCAGCUAAAACGUUGGGAGUCGUGGUUGGCAUGUUUACGCUUUGUUGGCUGCCGUUCUUCCUUGCGUUACCCAUUGUGUGGUGUCCUGGAAGAGGUUACCCUAAAUGUUUCUCUAGGAGCAGAGGUCUCCAUCUGGCCUGGCAGAUAUUAUGUCCGAACAGAGGGUCUUUCAAUCCAGACUUCCGCCCUCCCGAGACACUGUUCAAGGUGAUCUUCUGGCUGGGCUACUUCAACUCCUGUCUCAACCCCAUAAUCUACCCCUGCUACAGCCGAGAGUUCAAACUGGCAUUCAUACGCAUCCUCAGAUGCCAGUGCCACCAUAGGAGACGUCCAGGCUGGCAUGCCUACAACUACCGUACCUCCCACUUCAAUUCCGCCAGCCACUCACGAAAGAACUCGGCUGAGUCUGGCCACUCACAGAAGAACCCUGCCUGCCUCAACGGGAGCCAGCGCACUCUGUCCUCCUCAGCCAGCCCCAGUCCGAGCUACAUGCUGGCUUGCCCAGAGGGGGAGGCCCUCUACACCUGCUGGGCCUCCACCGCCUCCAGGUCCCCCUCCUUGCUGCCUGGGAGUCCUGCUAGCUGCCAACUGGGAACACUGAGGGGGGGUGUGGGGAGUGGAGGGACCCAUGGAGGGAUGUCUCACAGGGAGUCUGGUCAGGGGGUGUUCUUGUUCCCCUGUGGGGGGCAGAACGGGGAGUGUGGAGGGGACAUACCUGAGGAUAAGGUGUGACUCUCUGGUAGUCAUACAGACUCAUGAGUUGUUGUUGAAUGAUUCCUGAUGGGGAUUUGAAUCAUGUUUAGUCCUGGACUGAUGAUGGGGAGUGAUGUAUGGUUCCAUUCACUGUCAGUGGUUCAAGUCAAGUGAUCCUCGAAUGGUCAAUGGUUUCGUAUUGUUGGUAUGGGAAAUGGUUGACGAUGCCCUCUGCUGUAUGUUAGCCAGCUUUACUGAGCAUUAGGAUCAAUCCAGCAUCUGUUAAAUAGAACUAUCACUAUCACUGUCAGAGGAAAACGACUACAGAUGAGGCUGUACUGUAUUUCUCAUAAACCACAAACUGUAUACUAUGGAUUUGACAGAAACAAAGUCAUGACACCUUGGGACCACGUGUGGAACAGCACCCUAAGCUGUCAUCCUUCCUCUUUCAGUUUAUCCUGAUCUGUGAAUGCCUCUUCUCUGCUGGGUCUGUGGUCAGUCAGAGAAUGGGGUUGUGUUACAUGUAAAGAUCUGAUGAUCACUUUUCUGUUACUGUCACUUGAUAUCUGUAUGGAAUGUUUGUGUAAAUAAAGUAUAACCUGGU